AUGUCUUCUGCGGUUGAAAACAAGAAGAAGUCGCAGCUCAGCAAGAAUCAGCUAAAGAGAUUAAAGAAGAAGAGUAAAAGCGGGGAGGAACCGGUUGCACACGAUGCGGUGGCAGAACCAGCGGCAGAAUCAGCAGAAUCAGCAGAACAGCCACACCCACAAGACGCACAAGAGGAAUCCAUAGACACUGAAAAUAUCCCAGAGGAAUACAAGCAGAUCUUCCUUAAAUUCCAGCCUCAAGAAGAUACACAGCCUGAAGAAGCAGCAAAGAAUGAAUGGCUUUACAGCGAUGAUGACGAUGACGAGGAUUUAAAAAAGGAAGAAGAGCACCUCUCCAAGAAGAAGCAGCGCAGAAUAAACCGUUUAUCCGUCGCAGAGCUCAAGUCGCUAGUAUCCAAACCUGAGAUUGUAGAAGCGGUAGACACGACAUCGCGUGAUCCACGUCUACUGAUCCACCUCAAAUCCUACAAAAACACAAUCCCCGUGCCCUCCCACUGGGCCCAGAAGCGUGGUUUCCUCGAAGGCAAGAAGGGCAUAGAGAAGCCCGCGUUUCAGCUGCCCUCAUAUAUUGCAGAUACUGGCAUAGGCGUACAGCAGGACGCAGUGAAGGAGCGUGAGGCUGAGAUGUCCCUCAAGCAGAAGACACGCCAACGUGUCCAGCCUCGCAUGGGCAAGAUGGACAUCGAUUACCAGAAGCUCCACGAAGCUUUCUUUAAGUUCCAAACCAAGCCGCCUAUGUCUGACUACGGCGAGACGUAUUAUGAAGGCAAAGAGUUCGAAACUUAUGUCAAGGAGAGAAAACCCGGUGAAAUAAGCACAGAGCUCAAGGAGGCACUCAGUAUACCACCUCUCGCUCCCCCACCAUGGCUCAUCGCUAUGCAGAGAUAUGGUCCACCACCUAGCUAUCCCAACCUCAAAAUCCCGGGUCUCAACUAUCCUAUCCCUGAAGGUGCUCAAUGGGGCUUCCAUCCUGGUGGUUGGGGCAAACCACCGACUGACGAGUAUAAUCGCCCUCUCUACGGUGAUGUCUUUGGUGUUAUUCCAAAAUUCAACCCUGAUUCGGUUGACAAUAUUGACAAGAGUCUUUGGGGGGAGAUAUUAUCUGAAGAGGAGCAGUCGUCUUCUGAUGAAGAGAGUGAUGAAGAUGAGGAUGAGGAAGAUGAGGAGCAGGAGCAAGAUCAGAUACAGCCAGACGAAGAUGGUGAGGAGAUGGAUGGUAUGGAGACACCAUCUGGUAUGGCAUCGGUUGCUACUACUGCGCCAGGCGCUGGAUUGGAGACGCCCGCUUUCACAGAUUUAAGGAAGGGUGCAAGAGGUGAUGACACGCCUAGAGAACUUUAUCAAGUUCUUCCAGAGAGGCAGGCUGCAGUGGAUGGAUUGAUGGGAUCAGAGAGGGUGUAUGACAUGCCAACGCUCGGCAAGGAAAGCUCAAAGAAGCGCAAAUCGGGCGAUGUCCAACUAGCCAUUGAUCCUGAAGAGCUGGCAAAAAUGUCGGAUGAGCAGAUAAAACAGGCUUACGAGGAGCAGAGUCGGAGUAGUGGGAAUAGAGUGCAUGUCCCAGGUGCUGAUAGGGCUGAGGACUUUACAGAUAUACUUCAAGAAGGACAUGGCAAGCGACAGAAGAAAGAUGAGAGGAGAAGAGCUGAUAAAGAGGAUAAUAGGAAGGAUAAAUUCAAGUUUUAG
Wallemia ichthyophaga EXF-994 is the source of this 1683-nucleotide messenger RNA. Its product is annotated as Splicing factor 3B subunit 2. Gene Ontology annotation, biological process: mRNA splicing, via spliceosome. The transcript has 2 exons. Bases 1 to 1683 code for a protein of 560 amino acids. Gene Ontology annotation, cellular component: U12-type spliceosomal complex; nucleus; U2-type spliceosomal complex. The record is from RefSeq and is a predicted model, not a curated record. NCBI's taxonomy places the organism in Eukaryota, Fungi, Basidiomycota, Wallemiomycetes, Wallemiales, Wallemiaceae.